AUGGCUUCAGACGCCGCAUCCCAUAUCACCGUUCACGAACCGAUUGUCCAAUGUGUCCAGGUCAAGCCGUUGCCCCCGCAGCAGAACCAGGAGCGCUACAGGGCCGUCUUUAGCGACAUUGCGAACUACAUCCAGACCAUGCUUGCCACCCAAUCCUCAUUGUUUUGGACUUCGAGGUUCUCAAGGAACUCGGCGAGAUGGAGAAGAUUGGGGAUCCCAAGCCCCCUCGAAACCAAGGCCGAGGAGGAGGCAAAGGCCCAGCCGACCACCAUUUCUACGAACGGGUUUUAUGGCUCCCGCAUUUCAGGCGCGCAAGCACAGCCGACGGCUCGAGAACAGCCUAUGCGAGGCCCGUCCGCAUCGGCCCACGCAACCAUCUACCCAAUCGAGGCCAUUUCCCCAUACUCAAAUAAAUGGACGAUCAAAGCUCGUUGCACAAGCAAAUCAAAUAUCAAAACAUGGCACAACAAGAACGGCGAGGGUAAACUGUUCAGUGUUAAUCUCCUGGAUGACAGUGGUGAAAUACGCGCGACUGGUUUCAAUGACCAGUGUGAUAUGCUUUUCGAUCUUUUCCAGGAAGGCAGCGUUUAUUACAUUUCCAGCCCCUGCCGUGUGCAGAUUGCCAAGAAGCAGUUCACCAAUCUCAACAACGACUAUGAACUCACCUUCGAGAGAGACACCAUUGUUGAGAAAGCAGAGGAGCAGAACGAUGUUCCGCAGAUCCGAUUUAACUUCACCACAAUCGGCGAUCUUCAAUCCGUUGAAAAGGAUACGACUACAGAUGUCAUCGGAGUCUUGAAGGAUGUUGCGGAGACCACCCAGAUCACGUCUAAGUCGACCAAAAAACCAUAUGACAAGCGCGAGCUGACCCUGGUGGACAACACGGGCUUCUCUGUUCGUUUGACGAUAUGGGGUGCAACGGCAAACAAUUUCAGCGCGCCACCUGAGUCUGUCGUUGCCUUCAAAGGCGUCAAGGUCUCUGAUUUUGGAGGAAGGAGCCUCAGCCUGCUGAGUUCGGGGUCCAUGACUGUGGACCCGGACAUUGAGGAAGCCCACCGACUCAAAGGAUGGUAUGAUGCCCAGGGCCGAGCAGAGAACUUCACUUCCCAUGCGUCCGUAUCCAAUGCCUCGAACUCUUCGGCCCGGCCUGAUCAUUUCAAGACAAUUGCACAAGUCCGUGAGGAACAGCUGGGCAUGUCUGACCAAGUGGAUUACUUCUCACUGAAAGCCACCGUGAUCUACAUCAAGCAGGAUAGUACUUGGUGCUACCCCGCUUGCCUUUCCGAAGGCUGCAACAAGAAGGUGACCGAGACCGAUCCCGGUCAGUGGCGUUGUGAGAUGUGUGACAAGGUGCACCCUCGACCCGAAUAUCGCUACAUCAUGCCCAUCAGCGUGAGCGACCACACAGGCCAGCUGUUUCUCAGCUGCUUUGAUGAAGUGGGGAGGAUGAUCAUGGGCACUUCGGCCGAUCACCUGAUGGAACUCCGCCAGGAGGAAAGUCCAGCUUUCGGGGAAUUCUUCAAAGAAGCCUACUGUCGCACGUGGAAUUUCCGAUGCCGAGCCAAGAUUGACACCUUUGGCGAACAGCAACGCCAAAGCUAUCAACUACUCGGAAGAGGCCUCCCGCCUGGCCGACAUGAUCAGUUCCUACGGUCUGGAAUCAUGGCUAAGCGAUCCCAUCACGCCGAGUCCACGGACUCGCGACCCAUGAAGAAGUCGAAGUCGGAGAAGCAUUCGAAAUCUUCUAAGAAAGACGCGCCGGAAGGAAAUGUGGUUCCUGUAUCUUACGGAGAAGCGCCGGCGCUCAGUGCGAUUGCACAGUCCGAGAUUGACCAAUUCCAUGCGGACCACACAAUCAAAGUGACCGAUCCAUUGCCCGAAGCCCCAACCCUUCGCCCAAUCACUUCGUUCGAAUACCUGCCCGCCUGCGAUGGCGAUCUAUACGGCCCAUUGAAGUCGUUCAAGUCGCCAACGCCCAUUCAGUCUACCACCUGGCCCCUGCUCUUUGCCGGUCGGGAUGUGAUCGGUAUCGCCGAGACUGGCAGUGGCAAGACCCUGGCCUUCGGUUUGCCGUGUCUCAAAAAAAUCUCGGACUCGAAACGAAGCAAAAAACCCUGCCAGCCGACCGCGGUGAUCAUAUCCCCCACUCGUGAGCUUGCCAUGCAAAUUUAUGACCAGCUUGUCAAGUUUGCUGAGUCCGCCCAGGCUGGCGUGGCGUGUAUAUACGGCGGCGUGAGGAAGGAUGAACAGCGCGAAGCUCUCAAAUCAGCGGCUAUCGUAGUCGCCACUCCUGGACGUUUAAAGGACCUCCAAAGUGAUGGCUCUCUUAGUCUUGAGAAGGUCAAAUACCUUGUCCUGGACGAGGCAGAUCGCAUGCUUGACAAAGGGUUCGAACAGGACAUCAAGGAUAUCAUCCAGCCCAUGCCUGUCUCGAGGAGACAGACGGUCAUGUUUACAGCCACUUGGCCUCGGUCAGUUCGGGACCUCGCCGCAGGUUUCAUGUCCUCGCCGGUGACCGUUACCAUCGGCGGAGAUCCUUCCGCGGACCCCCGCGCGAAUACGAGGAUCAAGCAGGAGGUUGAAGUCGUCAAUCAAUAUGAUAAGGAGACUCGGCUGAUCCAAAUCCUGAAUCGGUCCCAGAGAGGUAACAGCUCUCCUGAAAAGGUGCUGGUUUUCUGUCUGUACAAGAAAGAGGCCAUGAGAGUGGAGCGGCUCGUCAAAGCCAAGGGGUUUAAGGUCGCAGGCAUUCACGGGGAUCUGAGCCAGGGAGAGCGAUUUCGAAAUCUGGAUGCAUUUAAAUCUGGGGCUGCUACCGUGCUCGUAGCAACCGAUGUAGCGGCGCGCGGUCUUGACAUUCCCGCCGUGAAGUUGGUGGUCAAUGUGACUUUCCCUCUCACGGUCGAGGACUAUGUGCACCGAAUUGGAAGUUUGAUCAAUGUCCUCAAGGCCGCCAAGCAAGAGGUGCCCGAAGCUUUGCUCAAGUUCGGGACCACUGUUAAGAAGAAGCAACAUGAUGCCUACGGUGCAUUCUUCAAGGACGUUGACACGGACAAAACAGCCACGAAGAUUGUUUUUGAGGAUUGA
Messenger RNA from Penicillium lagena, 3084 nucleotides. Its product is annotated as replication factor A subunit protein RFA1. Gene Ontology annotation, molecular function: DNA binding; RNA binding; RNA helicase activity. NCBI's taxonomy places the organism in Eukaryota, Fungi, Ascomycota, Eurotiomycetes, Eurotiales, Aspergillaceae. The record is from RefSeq and is a predicted model, not a curated record. Gene Ontology annotation, cellular component: nucleus; nucleolus. Gene Ontology annotation, biological process: DNA replication; DNA repair; rRNA processing. The transcript has 7 exons. Bases 1 to 3084 code for a protein of 1027 amino acids.